Coniosporium apollinis CBS 100218 is the source of this 735-nucleotide messenger RNA. RefSeq lists its product as uncharacterized. Lineage: Eukaryota; Fungi; Ascomycota; Dothideomycetes. The record is from RefSeq and is a predicted model, not a curated record. The transcript has a single exon. Gene Ontology annotation, biological process: telomere maintenance via telomere lengthening. Bases 1 to 735 code for a protein of 244 amino acids. Gene Ontology annotation, molecular function: double-stranded telomeric DNA binding; protein homodimerization activity.
AUGGCGACUAGCAGCCCCGCAGAGAUGAUAGCCUGCAUGACGAACCCAAGGAAUAACGAACAUGGCACUCUAAAGUCACUCUUUGAACAUACAAAGAAGGCUUUCACUCGAGAUGAUAUGAUGAUAAACCCAAACGCACUACCUCCGGAGCAACCGGCAUCUUAUGAUAUUCUUCGCAGAGCCAACAUAGUAACGUUUCUAGUCAGUAUCUUUGACAGCCGCGGCCCUGACUUCGUACUUUUGAACAGACUGUUCCUAGAGACUUUUGUUCCUCUAGGCAGUCGACUCUACAAAUGGCAGGGAGCGCUGUUCCUGGAGCUAAAGACCCAAGCGUAUAUAUCAUCAAUGCUGAGCGGCAGCUCCAACCGACAGGAUGUGAUUGAUGAGUUUUUCCCAGGCAACUUGGAGCUGUGCCUCCUGAUGAGACGGCCGGCAUCCAAUCAGCAAAUUUCUCCGAGCGAGCAGGACUUCCUAAAGCGGGUGCAAACCAGGCGAAGCUAUCUCCUCUCGGAACCAGAUACUCCGGGGGCAGUUACACGGCUACUCAAGAAGUACGAGUGGAAGGAUUUCUUGAAGGAGAUCAUCAACUGUGCGGGACGGUAUGUUGAGAGCAGCACUCCAUCUGCGCAGACGGUAAGUAAGAGACGACCUACCGGGCAGUGUAUACUACAGGACGAAGUGCCUCUUCAUCUCUUCAUGCUCGCCAAGUCAAUCGGAGCUACAGGCUUCCUUUGA